Molecule: messenger RNA, 546 nt
Organism: Symbiodinium sp. CCMP2456
Lineage: Eukaryota; Dinophyceae; Suessiales; Symbiodiniaceae
Source: the annotation of a GenBank genome assembly
AUGGCGAGAUCCGGUCACAUUCCUUUGAAGCCUGAGCUUGACCUACGGCUCCGUGACGGUCCCAGCCCCGGCAGUAUCUGGCACCCAGAGCUUUGUUCCCGACCGUGCAUCUACUUUGCAAGCGGCAGCUGCAUUCAUGGUGAUGCGUGCCCCUUCUGCCACCUUCCUCACGAGAAGCGACCUCCUCACUUGGACAAGCGGAACAGGAAGGUUCUCAAAGCUAUCUCCGGCGCUGAGCUUUACCGAGUCAUCAUGCCGGAAAUUGCGCAGAAAGUUGCAGACCUCUCGAACUGGCUCCCCCAGCUCUGGGCGGCACUGUCCCCUCACCUAGCUGGAUUCCCAGAGUCCGGCCUGCCUGCAUCUCGGGUCGAUAGCCGAUUCCAGGCCGUGUUUCGGAACAUGACCAUCAGGCAGCUGCUGAACAUCUUGUUGCAGAAGCUGCAAGACGAAGGUCAGAGGACACCUGAAGGAGACAAACUCCAGGAGAUAACGAUGCUGAUGGAGCUGGAGCGCGCCGCGGCGCAAUAUGGCAUCACAUCCCUCUGA